CGCGCGGGCGCCGCGGGCACCUGCCCGGCUCGCCCUGCCCUGCCCGGGUGUCACCUUCGCGCGCGCCGCCCGGGGGACCCUACCGGGCCAUGGCCCCGCCGUCCUCCCAGCCCGCACGCCGGGGACAGGUGCUGCGGGCGCCGCCGCUCGCCUGGAAAUGCGAGCUACCUGGACAGGACUCACAGAAACCCUCGGUACCCAGCCAUGGGCCAGAGACACCAUCAGGCAAACAGGUGAAGCCUGCACAGCCAGCCCUGUCCCGCAAGUGGAAGCAGGACCGUGAGCCGUCUCUGGCAGCCGCCUACGUGCCGGUGGUGUUGGAUCCCCAGGGGCAGAACCGGGACAAGCUCAGGUUCAAGUUCUACACCUCCCAGUAUUCCAACUCUCUGAACCCCUUCUACACCUUGCAGAAACCUACCUGCGGCUACCUGUACCGCCGGGACACUGACCACACUCGCAAACGCUUCGACGUGCCUCCUGCCAACGUGGUCUUAUGGCGCGCCUAGGCUGGUGCCAGCCAGAAGCCCUCCGCACCGUACCUGCCUCCCUGAGGCCGCCGGUCCCAGAGGGAAAGGGCUGAGUGCUCCAGGAGGA
This is a messenger RNA of Lepus europaeus (European hare), 594 nucleotides long. It is a transcript of the gene CIMIP3, whose product is annotated as ciliary microtubule inner protein 3. NCBI's taxonomy places the organism in Eukaryota, Metazoa, Chordata, Mammalia, Lagomorpha, Leporidae. The transcript is spliced from 2 exons. Bases 90 to 506 code for a protein of 138 amino acids. The record is from RefSeq and is a predicted model, not a curated record.